Fusarium fujikuroi IMI 58289 is the source of this 1464-nucleotide messenger RNA. RefSeq names its product DAL81-transcriptional activator-like protein. The transcript is spliced from 6 exons. Gene Ontology annotation, cellular component: nucleus. Gene Ontology annotation, molecular function: DNA binding; zinc ion binding. Lineage: Eukaryota; Fungi; Ascomycota; Sordariomycetes; Hypocreales; Nectriaceae. Gene Ontology annotation, biological process: DNA-templated transcription. The coding region runs from base 1 to 1464 and encodes 487 amino acids. The record is from RefSeq and is a predicted model, not a curated record.
AUGGGCCAGCCAAUUGCACUUGGUCUCGACGACGGCUUGAUAUUAACUCAGGUAACCCCGUACAUUCUGCAGUAUGUCCAGUGUUCUUUCUCGGGAGACGACUACAUUGCAGUUCUGAUUGUUCGCCUCAAGGCUUUCCCAGAGGAUCAUCUUGAUGCCCAUCCAGCUUAUUACCCCAAGGAUACUAUCAGUGGCGGUGUCGCCUCCUGUCAGGCGGAGCUGAUGGAAAUGUACUUUGAACAUGUUCACCCUGCAUUUGCGAUUCUUGGCCCGCAGCGACCUUCCGCCAUCAGCUCCUCGCUAACGCUUCGGGCCUCUAUCUAUGCGCUUGCGCUUCAACACUGCCCAGCCGCUCGCGAUAUUGACCCGUGGAUCUUCACCGACUUCAACAAGCAGGCGCUUAAUAUCGAGCGACAGGCCCCGAAGCUUGAGACUAUCGAAGCAGCACUGUUGUUUGCUCAGCGCCAUGCGCACGUGCUCAGAGCACCUACGAUGCCCGGAAUGUCUGCUGAGAUCGGCAGUAUCGUUGGUAUGGCACAUGAUCUAGGUCUUAACAUCGACCCAGUCCACUGGGAUAUCUCUGAACACGAGAAACGACGCCGUAGAAGGCUUUGGUGGGGUGUGUUCAUGCUGGAUAAAUGGAACGCGCUCACCCUCGGUCGUCCAUCAUUCUUGGUGGACCACCAAAGCAACCAUUCCCAGCCCACACUCAGUGAUUUUGCUGAGGAUUGCUCUUCUACACCCCCGCCAAAGGACAGGAACGCUGCUCUUCAAUUUAUUGCUAUGGCAGGUCUAACCAGGAUUCUGUCCAAGAUCAUGACGUACUACUUUUCGGUUCAAAGUGAUCUCGAGGAUGUGGACUCGCUCGAUACAAUGCCAGCCUUUUCCAAAUUCGAGGAGGAACUGGAACAUUGGAACACCCAAUCCCUAGCACCAUUACUCGCGGAGAAGGCCUUUCCUGACCCCACAGGGUCCCUCGAAAUUGCUUACUACACCACUCAGGUCACUCUCUACCGAGGUGUUCUCCGGGAGCUAACGUCUCGCUCGAGCCCAACUGACCAGUUCUGGGAACACCUAUCUCAACAGAGCAAGACAGUAGCUCUCUCCGUCAUCAAUCUUCUGGAAUAUCUGCCAGUGGCACGCAGCUCCACAUUUUGGUGGGCAACUUCAAAACUCAACUUCUCCAUCGUUGGAAGUUUUAUGAUCAGGAUGUACUUGUCCUCAACUUCGACUGAUGCUCGUCGUUUCUGGAUGGAUAAAUUUAAUUUCUACCGAAAACUCCUGCAAGCACACUCUCCCGGCCGCGGAAUCACUACCCAUGCCCUCUUGAGGCUAGACCUUCUCACUAAUGGACAGGAACUGAAAGAUUCUGGGACAGAGGAUGAUUACUUCGUCGCACCGCUUAUAGCUGCAGACGAUAUUUUCUCGGACACAUUAUCUUUGGGUGGCUUUUUUGUAGACUGA